UGGCUGGCACCAUUAUCAAUUCCUUCUGUCAGCAUGCCUGCAAAAAAUAGCUGACGUCAUAGUCAUUACUGGCUCUAUAAAAGCCAGGGUAAUGCAGAUUCACAAUGCAGUCAACCCAGCCACAUUCCUAGACUUAGAGCAGCCCGUCGCUCAAGUCAUGACGUCCACCGGCUUUGACCCUUACUUCCCUUCUACUUACAAGAGGAGAGUGGUUGUGCGCAAUGCAGGAUAUGGAUCUGGUGGAGGAAUAGGAUCCAGGUCUGCCUACUUCAGCCACUCUGCCCCAAUAACUUCCUAUGCAUCCUCACGCAGAAGUUAUCCAACACACACCAAAGCUAUCUCCGGCUACUCCUCCGUGCUCUCUGCUCCAGUGUCUGCGGCCGCCACUGAGCUACGCCUUGACCAAGCAGCCCAGGUCAGCGCCGAGUUCAAAGCAAUAAGGACCCAUGAGAAGGCUGAGCUGCAGGACCUGAAUGACCGCUUUGCCAGCUUCAUUGACAGGGUCCAUGAGCUGGAGCAGCAGAACAAGUUACUGGAGACUGAACUCCUGCUGCUCAGGCAGAGGCAGGUGCAGCCGUCCAACAUCCGGGCCCUGUAUGAGCACGAGAUCCGCCAGCUGCGUGCCGCCGUUGAAAAUGCCCGCCAUGAGAAGCAAGCCGCCCAGGACCACAGGGAUGAGAUGGAAGACGUGCUGAGGAACAUGCAGAAGCGUUAUGAAGAGGAAGUGGUCGGCAGAGAGGAAGCAGAGGGAAGGCUUAUGGAGGCCAGGAAGGAAGCAGACGAGGCCGCACUGGGCCGGGCUGAGCUAGACAAAAGGGUUGGGACCCUGCUGGACGAGCUGGCCUUCCUGAAGCGCCUCUGUGAGAGCGAGAUUGUUGAGCUGCAGGCCCAAAUUCAGUUCAGCUCAGAGGUGUCAGUGGAGAUGGAGGUCGCCAAACCUGACCUGUCCGCUGCUCUCCGAGACAUCCGAGCCCAGUAUGAGAAGCUGGCGCAACACAACCUUCAAUCAGCCGAAGAAUGGUUCUGCAGCAAGAUGAAUGUGAUGACAGUGGGCUCUGCACGCAACACGGAGAGCGCCCGUAAUGCCAAGGAUGAGGUUGGAGAGUACCGCCGGCUCCUCAGUUCCAGGAUGCUGGAGAUCGACGCCUGCCGUGAGAUGAAUCAAGCUCUGGAAAACCAGCUGCAGGACGUGGAGGAGAAACAGAGUGCUGAGAUUUCUGCACUGCAGGACACAAUAGGUCAACUGGAGGAUGAGUUGAGGGCAAACAAGAACGACAUGGCUCGCUACCUGAAAGAUUAUCAGGACCUCUUGAACGUGAAGAUGGCCUUGGAUAUUGAAAUUGCAGCCUACAGGAAACUCCUUGAGGGAGAGGAGAGCCGUUUAAAUGUGGCGGAAAUGGCGUCUGCCAACGUUUACUCCCAGGCCAUGUAUGCCUCUCCAUUCUACGGAAGAACACAGUUCUCUGUGCAGUCUCAGCUGAGCUCUGCAGCUCCAUACCUGCUGAGCUCCCGCUUCUAUACUUCAUCACUCCCCACCGAGGAGACAAUAUCCGCAAGCCAAGCACAGCAGGCGGAGGCCAGCCCCCCUAAGGAGGAGGAGGAAGAGCAGGUUGAAGAGGAAGAGCAGGUUGAAGAGGAAGAGAAGGAGGAAGAGGAAGUGGAGGAGCAGGGAGAGGAGAAAGAAGAGGAUGAAGAGGAAGAGAAGGAGGAAGAGGNAAAUGAAGAGGGCGAGGCAGAGGAUGGAGAGAAGGAAGAUGAGGAGGAAGGAGAAGAGGAGAGCCCGGCUCAGGAAGAGGAGGGCGCCGAGCAGAAGGAGGAAGAGGGUGAUGACGAGGGUGAGAAGGGGGAGGAAGAAACUGAAAAACAAGAGGAGGAGUCUGAAGAGAAAGAUGAAAAAACAACCGAUAAAAAAGCUUAAAUUCAAACGCUUAAAAAAAACGCCUGCUAGCAUUGUAGCUGAAGGAUGUCUUCUCUGGUGCUCUAUAAGUACAGAGAUUAUUCUCUCAUUCCUCUCGAAAGCAGAAGACAACAUGCGGGUGAACAAAUUCUCUGUAUGAUCAAGCGGAGCGGCUCACAGCAUGUACGCACACUCCAAAGAUACUAAAACACUGUAAAAGCUAAUCAGUAAGUCAUCGAUGACUGUAUGAAAGAGAAAUUCUGCUUUGUGGAGAUUUGUUUGCAAACACCUGUGUGCUUUAUGUCACCAAAACAUGCCUGAACACUAUGUAUGUGCAAUACCAGUUUGAAAUGCCUUACUUCAAGUCCUCACUGAGUGCUUUAAGUCCAUGAUGUGCUGCAUUGAACUCCAAUAAAGCCUU
Molecule: messenger RNA, 2318 nt
Organism: Morone saxatilis (striped sea-bass)
Lineage: Eukaryota; Metazoa; Chordata; Actinopteri; Moronidae
Gene: neflb
Product: neurofilament, light polypeptide b
Exons: 4
Coding region: 92-1918 (608 amino acids)
Biological process (GO): neurofilament bundle assembly
Cellular component (GO): axon; postsynaptic intermediate filament cytoskeleton; intermediate filament
Molecular function (GO): structural constituent of postsynaptic intermediate filament cytoskeleton
Source: RefSeq, a predicted model, not a curated record